AUGGCAGAUAGACCCAACCGACCCCAGCCAUUUCGCUUUUGGCUUCCUUUCUGGGCCAAUUCGACCCUCCCUCCUCCUCGGCGGCAACCCUUAACACAAACUCCAACAUCUACUCCAUUGCCUCCAGAUCAACCUCAAUCCCCGUCUCAGACACAAUCAACUUCCCCACGAGCAUCAGCAAUUCAAGCUGCAAAACCUCAGCCUCCAUCACCACUGCCAUCGCUGGCACGAAAAUCAUCUCAAUCUCUACCAGGCGAUCGAAAAGAACUACAGCCAUCACCAUCUCGCUUGCAGGUUCAGUCCCCGACGGUGGCCAGGAAAGCAUCUCGCCCCUCACAGCCAUCUACAUUAGAUUCAACAGAACAACCUGCAAUUCAGAAUGCUUCUAGAUCACCAUCAAAAAAAGCUUCCCAGCCUCAAUCAGUAGCAAUUCAGGAGUCUCAGCUCCCGUCUCAAUCUCUGCCUCCUUCCUCACAACCUAAAUCACCAACUGGAAGUAUUUCACAUUCAAACCGAUCAAAUCUACUGUCCCAGGAAUCUCAGCCUGUAGCACAAACCAAAUCACCUACACAAUUGCAGCCAGAAUUACAGACACAAACUAUAUUUCAAACACAAGAAAUGAAUCCAAUCCAGCCAGCUUAUAUGCCCCAAGAUAACCAACCUACACAAGAUCCAGUGUCCAAACAAAAUUCUGUUAGUUCUCUGGAGAAGGAUUUUCCAGCAGAAAUUGAUGCCACCGCUAGUCCAUAUCCCUCAAUAUCUGAAAAGGAACCUAAGGAAACCAAAGAAGAAAAACCCAGAAAUUUUCCAGAAUCAAAAUUAGACGUGCUGCCUAGCAAACCCCUUAAGUCAGAAGAAAAUUCUGAAAUAGGUUCAAAAGAGCAGCCUAAAACAAAAGCAGAAGCUAACCAAGAGAUAAAUCCAACCGACAACCUAGAACCAGGUAGACAUGCCAAAGGACUGAAUGAAGAUAAGUCCAAAACAAAGUCAGAAAAACAGCCCCAGGAACCUCAAGCUGAAGCAAGCAAUGAACUGGAAAAAAGAAUGGAAGCCAAGCCAUCCAGCGUCGCAUCUGAUACCAAACCAACCAGAUCUUCCCUGAAGGCCGGUGAUAUCAUAGAAGAACUUGGAAACUCAAAAGCUGAGCGUUCUAAGAAGCAAGGGAAUGUGGCCGGAUAUGAGUCAACAAAAGAUGGUUCCAGCAUAAAAGCGCGUAAAAUUGGAAUCUCCACCAUGUCAUGUGCUUCAUUCUUCAGUGGUGAGCGAGCUCCCUUUGAGAGGGAGAUCAAGGAGGGGCUUUCUAGACUGGUCCAAAAUUCAAGCAUUGGGCAAUCAAAGAGGAUAGGAAAUGGACAAGCAGUGAGUAUGAUAACCUUAGCAGGUGAAAACAAUGGAGCAUCCAUGGUUAUAAGUUCAGACACCCAUGUUCACAGGAGAUUCAAGCAUGAUAAGGGCGAUGUUGAGGCAAGCAGUGAUAAUGUUGAUGGAAGGUGGAAUCCUCGAGGCAAUGAAAACUCAGCAAUUACAGCAAGCAUAAAUAGCAAUGUGCAAAGCAUCAACAACUCAACCGUGCAUGACAGUACCUGUGAUGUAAGAGACCCUGGCAUUCACCUGAACCUAUCAAGCAAGAAAAUGGAGGCUGCAAAUUUGAGGGGACAAACAGAGCCCCUUAGACCACAGAAGACUGCCCCCAGCAUAGCACAAGACCAGAAACCCUCCCAUGAGCCCAAAAUUAGAAGACGAUGCCUUCGAGCUCUCUUCAUGGAAUCUAGUGAGAGUGAUCCAGAGGAGGACCCUCAGAAGCCACGGCGGCAUGGAUGUCGCUUUAACUGCAAAGAGAAAAAGAAGGGGGAGGGUGAUCUUGAUGGCACCUCCACAACUAACAGUAAUGCAAGGACAAGGCAAGUUGGGGAAGGAACAAGAAGAGCAUGA
This is a messenger RNA of Elaeis guineensis (African oil palm), 1932 nucleotides long. RefSeq lists its product as uncharacterized. Lineage: Eukaryota; Viridiplantae; Streptophyta; Magnoliopsida; Arecales; Arecaceae. The record is from RefSeq and is a predicted model, not a curated record.